Molecule: messenger RNA, 1818 nt
Organism: Rana temporaria (common frog)
Lineage: Eukaryota; Metazoa; Chordata; Amphibia; Anura; Ranidae
Exons: 2
Coding region: 1075-1635 (186 amino acids)
Source: RefSeq, a predicted model, not a curated record
UUCCUCCAUCCUACUGCUUUGCUGGGGGGGAGCCGGCAAUCCAAACUCCAAACUAGGACUUGAGACCAGUGCCCGCAAGCUGGCAAGACUGGGCAGCCUCUUCUCUCCUUUUACACAAACUCCUACAGCACCUCGCCGCCUGACACACCAACACUACAGAUGAUUUGGCAUCGUCUCCUAAGCCUGCACAAUUCCACCAACACCUUCCAGCCAUAUAACGUUAUCCAGGGCUUGACACGUGCAAGUAGAAUCCAGGAGCCAGUCAGCCCAGCCAACAAGACCGUGGGCACUUUUUUUAGGCAGCCAAGGCAUUCUUUGAUCACUUAAACUGACUGUCUUUUUAUUAAUUUUUUUUUUUGGAAAUGCCUACCCAUAGGCAACCAGCACCUAUAGAACUUUAACCCAGUUUGCAAGAACUAGCUUUCACUUUAAGAUCCCAACAUUUUCAGCUGCCAAUGUAAACCUUGGCUGACAGCAGCGUGCACAGCAGCCGUCAUCUCCCCUUCCCACUUCAGGAAAUAUAUACAAUCUUUUUUUAUAUAUAGAUCUUUAUGUUUUAACACACUCGUGUACCAAAGAUUUUUUUAUUUUUUUUUGCAACGUGCCCGUGAGAAGUAGGGUUUCGCACUGACAUUAGUAAUAUCAUAUCCCCACCGCCUUCUCUAUUGCAUUAACACUUCGUAUGACGCAGCGUCAGGUUGUAGGGCGCCGUCCCGCACAGACCAGGGCUUCAAAGUCAGUUUGCACGCCUACACGAGGGCUCGGAGUCGUACUCACCUUUCUAUCUGACUUGGUGACAUUCAUAGCAGAGGCACAGGGACGCUGUGACAUCGCCUCUGUUCUCACGCUGUGCGACGCACACACACACACACACACACUCUCUCUCACACACACACACACACACACAGAGCUCACUUCUAACUCAGUCAUGCUUUCUUAAUACUAAUCCUCCUCGUCUCUUCUUGUCCAGUGGAUUGCUCCCAGCCUGCAACUGCGCUGAAUCCUCUGCCCGACGGCUCAGCCCCUUCCUCUGCUGACCACACUCCACCUAACCCCCUCUUCAUUGAGGGCACAAUGGACGCAUUUUUUAAAAGACAUUUCAGAAAAAAAGCUGCUCCUCCACCCUCAGAGACGUCUUGCCCGCCAGCUUUGCGGCGGUGCAAUGUGGUCAUUACCACCGGAAAAGCACGCCGCAGAUCCAGUGUUGGCCUGCCAUCUUCCUCUCUUUCUAUGCAACGACGAUGUUCGGUUACUCAGCCUGUCUCUCCUUGUUUGAUGACAUCAGGGCGUGGAGGGAAGAGAGAUGGGAGAAGGAGGUCGAGUACCACCACUCCGGGCCUCAGUCCUCGUUUUGCCGUCCAGAGGAGACGUGGGGGGAAAUUGAAAUCCAUUGAUCAUCAGCUUUUUGGGCCUUCUAUGUUGUUGGCCAGCCUCAUCCCAAUAAAGAAAGCUGCAGACAUGAGAGAAGGGGAAUCGGAGGAGGAAGAGGAGGAGGAAAUGGAAGACGUGUCAGAGGAAGGAACUGAUCAGGAUAGCAUUAUCUCCAGUACCUCUGACCGUAAAAGUACUGAGGAGAUGUGUGAGCUUCCUUCUUCUUCCACCAUUGAUCACCGAAAACUGUACGCACAGGACUGAGUAAAGGUGGGGUGGGGGGAUACGUGUGUAUCUAAUAUACAAUUUUUUUACAUUUAUAGGAAAACUACAGUGUAUAACCUAUUUUUAACCUAUUUUUGCUACAUAACACAUUAAGCAAUUUUGUGAACUUGAGCAAGUUUCUAAAGCUUUUUAAUUAACAAAUUAAAUGAAUCAUUGACCUAU